Molecule: messenger RNA, 1218 nt
Organism: Carassius carassius (crucian carp)
Lineage: Eukaryota; Metazoa; Chordata; Actinopteri; Cypriniformes; Cyprinidae
Product: multivesicular body subunit 12B-like
Exons: 10
Coding region: 228-1109 (293 amino acids)
Biological process (GO): viral budding; virus maturation; regulation of epidermal growth factor receptor signaling pathway
Cellular component (GO): ESCRT I complex; late endosome
Source: RefSeq, a predicted model, not a curated record
CCGCCUCGGUUUCAGUCACUGAGAUAGCUGCUGCUGGGGACCCCUAAACCACUUUGGCAAAUUAAGGAAAAAUGUGUCGUUUAAAAUGGAUUAACUCAUUAACGGGGAUGUCAACAGUCCAGUCGUGAGCUGCUACGACAGACAGAAGAGGAACCAGUGGCGUAUAUCUUUCCAUACCGCGGCGUCUGUCUCUAUCUGUGUGAAGUGUAUUUGUUUGGAGUUCCUCCAUGAUGCCUGAGGUGCGGGACCUUUCAGACGCCCUGCCAGAGAUGCCCAUGGACCCAAUCACUGGCGUAGGGGUUGUGGCCUCGAGAAACAGAGCUCCCACCGGCUAUGAUGUGGUUGCACAAACCACGGAUGGGAUCGAUGCAGACUUGUGGAAAGACGGCCUGUUCAAAUCCAAGGUGACCCGCUAUCUGUGCUUCACCAGGGCUUUCUCCAAAGAGAACAGCCAUUUAGGUAAUGUGCUUGUAGACAUGAAGCUCAUCGACAUCAAGGACACGCUGCCUGUGGGAUUCAUUCCCAUUCAGGAAACUGUGGACACACAGGAGCCGGCCUUCAGGAAGAGGAGGUUAUGUAUAAAGUUCAUCCCGAGAGACUCCACUGAAGCUGCCAUCUGUGAUAUCCGUAUCCUAGGACGCUCUAAACAAGCACCGCCACAGUAUACAUUCAUAGGAGAGCUGAACAAUAUGGGGAUCUGGUACCGUAUGGGAAAGGUGCCCCGGACCCAGGACUCUUCACCUGUACAGAACAACACCACCAAUAACAUCCAGAGCGUCACCAACAACUCCACUCCAGCACCAGUCUUGCCCAAGCACAUAUCCAUGACCCUGCCGGCAUGUUUCAGAAAAAGCACAACCAGACCAGACUUUGAACACCAGAACUCUAACCUCUAUGCCAUAUCUGCUAUGGAUGGAGUGCCUUUCAUGAUUUCGGAGAAGUUUGCAUGUGCCUCCAGUGAUUUGCAGCAGGUGGAUCUAAUGGGCAUCAGAAUCAAAUCACUUGCAGAGAUCGAGAAGGAGUAUGAAUACAGUUUCCGGACGGAGCACAGCGCCGCGGCCCGACUGCCACCCAGUCCCACCAGAACGUCUCUGGGCUCCGAGGCCUAACGCUCACAACCUCUGAAGAGACUCAUCCACCUCUCUCAAAGUACAGCGGAAACCCACAAAACCAAUUGCGACAAUUUCGAAAGAGGGAAUAAUAUUAUUAUUAUUUUUU